Molecule: messenger RNA, 687 nt
Organism: Fusarium keratoplasticum
Lineage: Eukaryota; Fungi; Ascomycota; Sordariomycetes; Hypocreales; Nectriaceae
Exons: 1
Coding region: 1-687 (228 amino acids)
Source: RefSeq, a predicted model, not a curated record
AUGUCGCCCAAGUCCUAUUCUGGUGGCUCGUCCGUUUACUCGGAUGACCGCUUCAGCUCCACCUCUUCCUCUUACAGCAUCACUUAUACCAAGCUUCCCAAGAAGCAACCCAUGUCUAUCCGGUUCCUCUCCUGGGCCGCUGGCGCACCGUCCGGGGCUACCGCUGUCAAGAGAAAGACGCGGGAGCGGGACAUCCGUGACGACAGGUCUACCCGCUCCGGAGGCUCUUCCUAUUCCUACUGGAGCCAGCCCGACACCCAGCUCUACUGGGUUGCCAGCCCCCACAGCGGCAAUUACUACGGAAGUAGCGGCAGCAGCACCAGCGGCCGUAGCAGCCGGAGCGGACGAAGCCGCAAGAGCGGUAGUUCCGGCUCCCGCAAGCACUUUGAGGGUGCCGUUCCCCGGCCGCAGCCCCCACCCCCGGUCCCGGCCAACGGUCACUUUGUCCCGCCCCAGCCCCCGAUGAACCCACCACCACCACACAUGGGCGGAGGUUUUGGACCCGGCCCUGGCGGCUUCGUCCCUCCACCACCCCCCAUGAACAUGCCUCACCCUCCUCCUCCACAUGGCAUGGCCCCCCCUGCGAUGCCAGGUGGUGCGCCCUUCAUCGACCUGACGGGCCAGAACCACCAAGGAGGCUACUCGCCGGAUUCGGAGAGUUACUACACGUCGGAUGAAGAAGAAUGA